Molecule: messenger RNA, 1713 nt
Organism: Drosophila ficusphila
Lineage: Eukaryota; Metazoa; Arthropoda; Insecta; Diptera; Drosophilidae
Gene: ldbr
Product: lariat debranching enzyme
Exons: 2
Coding region: 72-1676 (534 amino acids)
Biological process (GO): mRNA splicing, via spliceosome
Cellular component (GO): nucleus
Molecular function (GO): RNA lariat debranching enzyme activity
Source: RefSeq, a predicted model, not a curated record
CACUCUUUUGUAUGCCGCCGCAUUGUCUUUUGUUUAUUUACAACUCAUUUUAUAAAUAAAAAGUGACUACCAUGAAAGUUGCUAUAGAAGGAUGCGCCCACGGCGAACUAAAAAGGAUCUACGACACUAUAGCGGCCAUCGAAAAGGAAAGUGGCACCAAGAUCGACCUACUGCUGUGCUGCGGCGAUUUCCAGUCCACCCGAAACCUGGAGGAUUUGCAGACGAUGGCGGUUCCAAAGAAAUAUCUAGACAUGUGCUCCUUCUACAAAUACUACAGCGGAGAGCUGGUGGCUCCCGUGCUGACCAUUUUCAUUGGCGGCAACCACGAGGCAUCCAAUUACCUGCAGGAGCUUCCUUACGGCGGUUGGGUGGCUCCCAAUAUCUACUACCUCGGCUAUGCAGGUGUGGUCAAUGUGAAUGGAGUUCGAAUCGCUGGAAUAAGUGGCAUCUUCAAGGGACAUGACUUUUUGCGCGGGCACCAUGAAUAUCCACCUUAUUCGGAGUCCACUUGCCGAAGCGUAUAUCACGUUCGGCAACUGGAAGUGUUCCGGCUAAAGCAGUUGUCAGGUCGAGUGGAUAUAUUUCUCUCCCACGACUGGCCCAGUGGGAUUUAUGAGUACGGUAACAAGGCGCAGCUGUUGCGAAGAAAACCCUUUUUUGCAGCAGACAUGGAGAGCGGAAAGCUAGGAAGCAAGCCGCUGGAAGAGCUACUGAAAGCAGUACAGCCGGCAUACUGGUUUGCGGCUCAUUUGCAUUGUAAAUUUGCCGCCCUCGUGCCGCAUAAUCAAAACCAAAAGUCAGAGGCUGAUGGAUCUUCGUCCUCUAGCAGUAGCAGCAGUGAAGAUGAAGACGAGGAGAAGGAAAAAAAGGUAGCUCCAACGUCGCGCGCCUUUAAACCUGUUCCCGUGACAAAAUUUCUGGCUCUGGAUAAAUGCCUGCCGCGACGAGCUUUCCUACAAGUGGUGGAGAUUCCAAGUGACCCAGUUGAGGACAGUCCCCAUCUUGAAUACGAUGCCGAGUGGCUAGCCAUCUUGCACAGCACCAACCAUCUGAUUUCUGUUAAGGAGAACUACUACUACCUGCCGGGAAAAAAGGCGGGAGAACUUACAGAACGCUUUAACUUUACGCCCACCGAAGAGGAACUUGAAGCAGUGACCGUGAAGUUUCAGAAACUCCAGGUACCGAGCAACUUUGAGCGCACAGUUCCAGCGUUCGAUCCCGAAGAGCAGUCCAACUACAAGCACAUGGUUGUGGGCCAGCCAAAGGUGCAUCUCAACCCCCAAAGCAAUACCUUUUGCGCGACAUUAGGUAUAGACGAUCCUCUUUGUUUGGUUCUUUUAGCAAAUGGAAAGGACUUACCAGCAUUGGAAUCUGCAGAAACAAAGGGUAAAGCGAACAAAUUUGCUGAAGAGGAACAGCUAGAGGAAGAAAUGGCUAAACCUCUGAUUACGCCUACGAAGCGGAAACUGAACCUAACCCUGCCAUCUCCAGUAUCAACACCUGCAGAUAACAUCGAUAACAACGUAAUAGAUCUGCCCGAGGAGGGGGAACCAGAAGAAACAAUCGAAUCCAGAGAAUCUCCCAAAGUGGAGGAGCCAGCUCAAGUGCCCGCCAGUCCCAAUGUCAAGAAGCUAAAGCGACGAAACCAGGACAUCUAUCAAGCUGAUGAAGAAUAAAACCCAACGAAUUCCGUGAAAGCGGAGUGAUUUCUAA